GUUUCUUCUUUUCUUUUGUGCAAGUUGCCGAACAUCUAAAAGCUCCACAGACAACGUUUCUCGUGUAUCUCUAAUAAUUGUUUUUUAAAUUAAAAAAAAAGAAAAACAAUUCUCAAGAGUUUUCUUCGUUUCUCUUUUGAUUUAAAUUUUCUUUCUUAUUGUAUGGGCUUGAUCGGAGAAAAGCCACUUUUGUGUUUUUGAUUUUCAUUAUUGUGUUUUAUUUAAAUUUUUGGCUGGAGGGUGUGUCUGAAUAAUUCAAUGCUUCUCUCUUCUCUUCCUUUCUAAAUCUCUCUCUCUCCUCUCUAAACCAAAGCAGCUAUGGGCGACGAACACUCUCUCAGCCCAAAGGAUAGUUUCGUCUUCAAGCUCCCUAAAAAAUCCCCACUUGUGUUGAGAAUGGUCGUUCUCAUGUUUGUCAUGGUCUGCGCUGUCUACAUUUGCUCAAUCUGUCUUAAACAAAUCGGUGUCGUCCCAAGUGCUGGUUUUUUGAACGUUGAAGUCUUUGAGAAGCCUUGUCCCGAGCCUAACAUUGAACCAUGGGACAUACCAUAUGUACAUUACCCUAAACCCAAGACAUACAACAGGGAGGAAUGUUCGUGCAAUCCAGUUAGGUAUUUUGCGAUUCUGUCAAUGCAGAGAUCUGGUAGCGGCUGGUUUGAGACUUUGCUAAACAAUCAUACUAACAUAAGCUCCAACGGGGAGAUCUUCUCGGUUAAAGACAGGAGGGCUAAUGUCUCCACCAUUUUCGAGACCUUGGACAAAGUAUAUAAUCUAGAUUGGUUGAGUAGUGCUUCUAAGAACGAGUGCACUUCUGCCGUUGGUUUGAAGUGGAUGCUUAAUCAGGGUCUAAUGAAACACCAUGAAGAGAUAGUAGAAUACUUCAAAACCAGAGGCGUCUCAGCUAUAUUCCUCUUUAGAAGGAACCUCUUGCGCCGAAUGAUUUCAGUUCUUGCAAACUCUUACGAUAAAGAUGCUAAGCUAUUGAACGGUACUCACAAGUCCCACGUCCAUUCUCCUAAAGAGGCUGAGAUAUUGGCGCGGUACAAACCGUUGAUCAACACAACUCUUUUGAUAGCUGAUCUGAAACAAGUUCAAGAGAUGACUACAAAAGCACUUUCUUACUUCAAUACCACUCGCCACAUCUUCCUCUAUUACGAAGACGUUGUCAAAAACCGCACCAGACUAGAUGAUGUGCAAGAGUUUCUGAAGGUUCCAAAACUUAAUUUAAAGAGCCGGCAAGUGAAGAUUCAUCACGGUCCUUUGUCACAGCACGUACAGAAUUGGGAAGAGGUUCAAAAGACGCUGAAUGGGACUGGUUUUGAAAACUUUCUACUUGAAGAUUACCGAAAGUGAAUUAACACGGUAGGAGAGAGUGAUGUACAUAAACCUCUCUCGGAUGAUUGUCAGACCAUCAACUUGUAGGAGAGUUUUGCUAGAACAGGUUUUGCAAAUCUGCUUUUUUUUUAAUGUUUUAGUUUUCUGUCGUAAGCGAGUUGAUAGAUUUUUAUUUGAUUCAUUCUUUAUCAGGGAACUAAGAGUUAAAUUGUAAUCAGAAAAGUCGAUCUGGUUAA
This is a messenger RNA of Raphanus sativus (radish), 1571 nucleotides long. RefSeq lists its product as uncharacterized. The record is from RefSeq and is a predicted model, not a curated record. The coding region runs from base 319 to 1353 and encodes 344 amino acids. Lineage: Eukaryota; Viridiplantae; Streptophyta; Magnoliopsida; Brassicales; Brassicaceae. The transcript is spliced from 6 exons.